AUGGCAUUCGCUUGGAAAAAGAACUUUAGCUACUCAAAAUACGCUUCUAUUUGCUCUCAAACAGUUCGUCAGGCAUUAAAGCCUGAAAUACGUUCUGAUCUUAAGGGUUCUAACAACGUGGAAUUCGUCUAUGCCAAGUGGAAGAACGGUACCCAAGAACCAACUCAAACUUACCAAUCGAGUGACGCCGAGCAACAAAAGUAA
Schizosaccharomyces octosporus yFS286 is the source of this 204-nucleotide messenger RNA. Its product is annotated as F0-ATPase epsilon subunit. Gene Ontology annotation, cellular component: mitochondrial inner membrane. NCBI's taxonomy places the organism in Eukaryota, Fungi, Ascomycota, Schizosaccharomycetes, Schizosaccharomycetales, Schizosaccharomycetaceae. Gene Ontology annotation, molecular function: proton-transporting ATP synthase activity, rotational mechanism. Gene Ontology annotation, biological process: proton motive force-driven mitochondrial ATP synthesis. The transcript is spliced from 2 exons. The coding region runs from base 1 to 204 and encodes 67 amino acids. The record is from RefSeq and is a predicted model, not a curated record.